AUGACUCUUUACGUGGAUGUCAGUCAAAGCAAAAUGUUCCUCGCUUAUACUUUGCUUCCAGAUAUAAAACUGGGUUACAACCUCAAAACAGGGAUUAACAGGUUCCUUACAUCAUGGAAAAGUUCAGAUGAUCCGUCAAGUGGGGAUUACUCGUACAAGCUCGAACACCGAAGGCUUCCUGAGUUUUAUCUAUUACAGGGCGACGUUCGAGAGCAUCGGAGCAGUCCAUGGAAUGGAAUCCAAUUUAAUGGGAUACCAGAGGACCAAAGGUUGAGUUACAUGGUUUACAAUUUCAUAGAGAAUAUUGAAGAGGUCGCUUAUACAUUUCAAAUGACCAACAACAGCUUCUACUCGAGAUUGAGAAGAAGCUCCACAGGGUAUUUUCAACGACUGACGUGGGCUCCGUCAUCAGUGCAGUGGGCGUUGAGAAUCGCAUUAAGUGGGUGUAAAAGGAGGACGCAGCUGAGCUGCAGAGGAGAUGGUUUUACAAGGGUGAAGAAUAUGAAGUUCCAGAAACUGCUUUGGCUAUCGUCGACAGGAAUAUUGAUGUGA
This is a messenger RNA of Eruca vesicaria subsp. sativa (arugula), 552 nucleotides long. The record is from the annotation of a GenBank genome assembly. NCBI's taxonomy places the organism in Eukaryota, Viridiplantae, Streptophyta, Magnoliopsida, Brassicales, Brassicaceae.